AAAGUUGUUAUUUUGACUAGGGUUUUUUCUUUUCCCUUCCCCACCUAAAUUUUAUUCCAGUGAAGUUUCAGUCAAAGAUUGUUUCAGUUGACAGCUUUCACUUUCCCUUGCACUAGAGUGAAGUUUUGGAACCUGUUGUACUUACGUAGACUGUCCAAUGUUAAUUUGUUGAUUAACCGUUUUUUAAUGAACUUGUGUGACAGUGGUUGUUGCAUGGUGGUGUGGUGACGUUGUUUACGCUUACGUUGGCCAUUGGCGAGUGAAAUUUUUGUGUUUUUUACCAAUCUAAAUUUUGUCUAAAAGUCUAUUUCUAAGUUCUUGUCUAGUACAGUUAAAAUGAACAAAAAGUGUUCUAGGUGUGAGAAAACUGUGUAUCCAAUAGAAGAACUUAAGUGCCUUGACAAAAUAUGGCACAAGCAGUGCUUCAAGUGCCAAGUGUGCAACAUGACACUCAACAUGCGCAACUACAAGGGAUUCAACAAGCAGCCCUACUGCGAAGCGCACAUCCCCAAGGCCAAGGCCACCACCAUGGCGGAGACGCCGGAGCUGAAGAGGAUCGCAGAGAACACCAAGAUACAGUCGAACGUGAAGUACCACGCAGAGUUCGAGAAGGCGAAAGGCAAGUUCACGCAGGUGGUGGAUGACCCGGAGCUGCUGCGCAUCAAGCAGAACACCAGGAUCAUCAGCAACGUUGCGUACCACGGAGACCUGGAGAAGAAGGCUGCCAUGGAGCAGAAGCGUGGCACAACCAGCGACAACGAGAACAGCAACGGCAACUUGCCCGUGAUGCCUCCGCCCCCGCCCCAGCAAGCCCCCGUCCAGCCAGAGCCCCCCACGAACCACCACCAGCACCAGCACCACCCGGUGCAGAAGCACCAGGCGGCGCUGGGCCCCGGCAAGAUCGCAGACUACGACCCGCUGACUGACGGGCCGCGGAACUCCCCGUACUCCGCCCGCCAGAGCUCCACCGUCAUCUACACCUCGGACAGAGGACCAGUGACCAGUCCGCCCAGCCGGAGGGUGGGCUCCAUCGCUGACCUGGACCCAGUGAACGACUUCUACGGCUCGCUGGCGUCGGACGGGCGGCCCAACAACCAGCACCAUGCCCAUGCCCACGCCCCGCCCAAGCAGCCCGCGGGGAAAGUGUUCAAGGCGAUGUACGACUACGACGCCCAGGACUCGGACGAGGUGUCGUUCCUGGACGGGGACGUGAUCGUGAACUGCACGCCGAUCGACGAGGGCUGGAUGACGGGGCUGGUGCAGCGGACGGGACAGACGGGCAUGCUCCCGGCCAACUACGUGGAGCCCGUCAACUAGGCCCGCCGACCACGCCUAUUUAUUACACUAGCAUGUUCUACUCGCUUUCAUAGUGUGUGAAUGUUACCAGUAAUACACUUCUUUCAACUUCAUUUCUUUCCUUGUCGUUUGAUAUUAAUUGUAUAAUCAAGUUUAUUAUUCCACAUUUAACUUUUUUUGAUGUCUGGUAUUACAAUAAUUGUCAUGGAAUGUCGACUGUUGACCAUUAAGUCUUGACGUGGAUUUUUCAGUUCCGAGGUAAUUUUUGAAGUUAUAUACAUUGUAAUUUUGCUAUUGUUUAUUCGUAAAUGAUAUAUAGUUGUUUAUUGCCUUGUUAUAAAACCGAAAGAUAAUAUUGAGAUUGUGAAAAUAUUGUACAGUGUAUUUUUUAGAAGGUAUUUUUUACAUGUAAAUAUUUUAGAAAACUUAUUGUCUUUGUCCAUGUGCCUUAAAAAAAUGCCAGGAUGUAGCGUGUUGUGAGCAGUGCUAUUGUCUCUCUCUCUCUCUGUUUCCAUUUCAACAUUCCUGCAAACAUGGGUUCUUGCGAUCAGUUAUGUCGCAUUUAGGGCUCCUUUUCAGUCCAUUGAAGGAUUUUUAUUUUAACUUUCUGUUUGGUUGUAGGAAAGUAAGUAACUUUAUCUACACACGCAUUCCAUAAUUUUCUUUAUUUCUUUAUUCUGUAUUUAAGGUUAAGCUAUUUCAGAUCAUUCAUUACAUUUUUAGGAAUAUGUACAGCAUUCUUUUUUUUUUUUUUCAAUCUCAGAUUGUUCUUUUUAGGGAGAAAUUAGUUGACAGUAUUAAAACAUUAGCAAUACUGUAGGGUUAUAAGUUACAGUAUCAAGGUUAAUUUUCUUUUAUGUAUAUUGUUGGGAAGAUUAAGUCCUUAUCUUGAGCGACUUGCAUACAGAGUCAUUCCUUGCUUUUGCAUUUUAAAUAAUUUUUUUGUUAGGUACCACAUCCUCAGUCCAAACAAUCUUAAGUAAGUUAUGUUUUGAAUCACACUGUGGGUUGUUGACUCCAAGUUACUGUAUGCAGCAUUUGCGUUUUCCGAACAGCAGUUACACAAGCCUCCUCUUCCGACUACCAUUGCUCUUACGGUUGUUUGUCCGGUGUUCCUCGCCUCUACGCCUCGUGGCCAAUCCGGGCGUCUUCCCGUGCUCUCGUUCUUCCUUCCUUUCAGCCGCGUCUGGCUCUCCCCCGCCUGACUGACGAUCCUGGAGGUGAAACAGUGGCUGGAUGAUGUGGUGAGGGAUUCAAACUGACACGUCCAAUCUCCCCGUGUGCCUUUCCCUGCAGCGAUGCAUUAGAAGUGCUGUGGUUGGACGAGUGGUGCGCAACAGGUUGGUAGGACUGCCCCGGUGGCAGAGGUGCCGUUCAGUAAGUAAGAGUGCGAAGUAAUUUAUUAAACAUUGUACUAGAACCUCUUUAUUUUAAUAUCACAUAUAUACAUACAUACAGCUGCGUAUUAUCUUAUUUAAAAUAAAAAUAAAAUAGUUUAAGGAAUCCGUAACUGAAGAUUAUCAGGGUAGUUUGGUUUCCCGUGAAGUCUCGGGGCACGGAGGUUGCGCACGACUGGUCCAGACUCGGAUUGCUGCCGUGCCGUGCCGGUGGGACUGUUGGUAUCAAGAGUGCACCAGUUCAAGUGCACUUCAUAUUUUGUGAUCCAAUGUAUAUUGACUGUUUUUUUUACCCGUAGUGUCUUGUCGCGGAAGUACUUUGUUGCAGAGUAAUAAAUUAAUAAUGUGUAUACAUAGAGAAGUUAACUAUUUUACAUAAAAUAUUUUAAUACUGUUGUAGGUUGUGUUAACAGAUGUAUAAUGCAUAGUUGUAUGUUUUCUUAAUAUUUUUUUUUUUGGUAGCAGGAUUUUUAAUUGUACAUCAUGCACUGGAUAACAGUUAAUGAUAGCUAUAUUGGAAACUUGGCUAGUGUACUAGCCUGGUAGGGUAGUUACGUAACCUAGGAGGUGAUUGUAAUUACAAACAGGUUGUCAUGACACCUGGCAGUACGUCAUUUGAGUGCUCGAAGGUUUGUGCAAUCCUCCGCUGUUCCUAUGGAGAAAUGAUCAGAACUGAAGAAAGUUCCGUGACAGUGUGACCUUGCGCCAUGUUGUUGCCCCUGUACAGUGCAUCUUGUUGCAAGAUGGCUCCUGUGUGUUGUGAGUUUGUAGAUUAAUAAACAGCUAAUAGUUUAAA
Messenger RNA from Bacillus rossius redtenbacheri, 3489 nucleotides. Its product is annotated as LIM and SH3 domain protein Lasp. Bases 337 to 1317 code for a protein of 326 amino acids. Lineage: Eukaryota; Metazoa; Arthropoda; Insecta; Phasmatodea; Bacillidae. Gene Ontology annotation, cellular component: focal adhesion. Gene Ontology annotation, molecular function: actin filament binding. The transcript is spliced from 8 exons. The record is from RefSeq and is a predicted model, not a curated record.